AUGAGAAACGGUUUUGGAUCCGAUGCUUUCGUUCAAGCUGCUCUGAUCGAUAUGUAUGGUAAAUGUGGUUCUUUAGAUAUGGCUCUACAAGUUUUCAACCAAAUCCCUUUCAAGAAUCUGGUUUCUUGGAACUCCAUGAUUGCAGGAUAUAGCUUAAAAGGUGAUAGCAAAUCUUGCAUUCAACUUCUAUGGAAGAUGAUCAUACAACAAACUAAACCAAAUUCAACAACUCUAAGCAGUUCACUAAUCGCUUGUUCCAAAUCCUCAAACUUAAAACAUGGUAAGUUCAUCCAUGGCUACAUAACACGAAACAACAUAAACCCCGAUACCUUUAUUCACACCUCACUUGUUGACAUGUACUUCAAAUGUAACAACACUCAAUCAGCUGAAUCCAUCUUCAAGAAAAUGGCAAAAACAAAUGUAGUAGAAUGGAACUCAAUGAUUUCCGGAUACGUAUCCGUAGGCUUGUAUCUUCAAGCUCUUGACAUCUAUAAAGACAUGAAUACAACCCAAGUGAAACCCGAUGUGAUCACAUUUACAAGCAUAUUAGCAGCAUGUACACAGCUUGGAUCACUAGAAAUCGGUAAGGAUAUUCAUAAGUCUAUCAUUUCACACGACUUUGAAUCAAAUGAAAUGGUUAUGGGAGCUGUUCUUGAUAUGUAUGCUAAAUGUGGAGAAGUGGAAAUAGCUCAACAAGUUUUUAGUCGAUUACCUGAGAGAGAUCUUGUUUCUUGGACUACUAUGAUAACAGCUUAUGGGGCACAUGGGCAAGCUUUUAAAUCACUAAAACUCUUCCAAGAUAUGAAGAAAAUGAAUAUAAAACCAGAUAGAGUUGUGUUUUUAGCAGUGAUUUCGGCUUGUAGCCAUGGAGGAUUAAUUGAUAAGGGGUGUUAUUACUUCAACCAAAUGGUUAAUGAUUAUGGGAUUCAACCAAAAGUUGCAGAUUACUCAUGCCUAAUGGAUCUUCUUUGUCGUGGUGGAAGAGUACAUGAUGCUUAUGCUAUUCUACAAAAGACUGAAAGCAUUAGAGAGGAUGUUGAACUUUUGAGCACAUUGUUUUCAGCAUGUAAGUUACAUGGGGAGAUAGAAUUGGGUGAGAAAAUUGCGGGUUUGCUUAUUGAUAAAGAUCCUGAUGAUCCAUCAACGUAUACUGUGUUAGCUAACAUGUAUGCUUCAACCAAGAAAUGGGAUAAGGCAAGAAAAGUGAGGAUGAAGAUGAAAGAGCUUGGAUUGAGAAAGAAUCCUGGGUGUGCUUGGAUUGAAGUUGAUAAAAAGAUUGAAGCUUUUUUGGUGGAAGACAAAUCGAUCCCUCAAGGAGGAAAGGUGUAUGAAUGUUUAUCUGUUCUUGUUGGUCAUAUGAACAUGGAUGAAGUUUUGUUUUAG
Lactuca virosa is the source of this 1383-nucleotide messenger RNA. The record is from the annotation of a GenBank genome assembly. NCBI's taxonomy places the organism in Eukaryota, Viridiplantae, Streptophyta, Magnoliopsida, Asterales, Asteraceae.